Molecule: messenger RNA, 5547 nt
Organism: Macaca mulatta (Rhesus monkey)
Lineage: Eukaryota; Metazoa; Chordata; Mammalia; Primates; Cercopithecidae
Gene: SLC5A9
Product: solute carrier family 5 member 9
Biological process (GO): transmembrane transport
Cellular component (GO): plasma membrane
Molecular function (GO): D-glucose:sodium symporter activity
Source: RefSeq, a predicted model, not a curated record
GCCUGUUGUUGACUAACACUAACAGAUGAGCAACGAACUGGCAGCAAUGGGGCCUGGAGCUUCAGGGGACGGGGUCAGGACUGAGACAGCUCCAAGCGUAGCACAAGACUCCAGAGUUGGUCUGCACGCCUAUGACAUCAGCGUGGUGGUCAUCUACUUUGUCUUCGUCCUUGCCGUGGGAAUCUGGUCAUCCAUCCGUGCAAACCGAGGGACCAUUGGUGGCUACUUCCUGGCCGGGAGGUCCAUGAGCUGGUGGCCAAUUGGAGCAUCUCUGAUGUCAAGCAAUGUGGGCAGUGGCUUAUUCAUCGGCCUGGCUGGGACAGGGGCUGCCGGAGGCCUCGCCGUGGGUGGCUUCGAGUGGAACAUGAGGAAAUCAAGGUCUGGAGGAGACAGAGGGAUCCAUGCAAGGUCACACGGGAGGACUGGGGUCAGGUCCCAGGCAACCUGGCUGCUCCUGGCCCUCGGCUGGGUCUUCGUCCCUGUGUACAUCGCAGCGGGUGUGGUCACAAUGCCACAGUACCUGAAGAAGCGAUUUGGGGGCCAGAGGAUCCAGGUGUACAUGUCUGUCCUAUCUCUCAUCCUCUACAUCUUCACCAAGAUCUCGACUGAUAUCUUCUCUGGAGCUCUCUUCAUCCAGAUGGCAUUGGGCUGGAACCUGUACCUCUCCACAGGGAUCCUGCUGGUGGUGACUGCCAUCUACACCAUUGCAGGGGGCCUCACGGCCGUGAUCUACACAGAUGCUCUGCAGACGGCGAUCAUGGUCGGGGGAGCCCUGGUCCUCAUGUUUCUGGGCUUUCAGGAUGUGGGCUGGUACCCAGGCCUGGAGCAGCGGUACAGGCAGGCCAUCCCUAAUGUCACAGUCCCCAACACCACCUGUCACCUCCCACGGCCCGAUGCCUUCCACCUGCUUCGGGACCCUGUGAGCGGGGACAUCCCUUGGCCAGGUCUCAUUUUCGGGCUUACAGUGCUGGCCACCUGGUGUUGGUGCACAGACCAGGUCAUUGUGCAGCGGUCUCUCUCGGCCAAGAGUCUGUCUCAUGCCAAGGGAGGCUCCGUGCUGGGGGGCUACCUGAAGAUCCUCCCCAUGUUCUUCAUCGUCAUGCCUGGCAUGAUCAGCCGGGCCCUGUUCCCAGACGAGGUGGGCUGCGUGGACCCUGAUGUCUGCCAAAGCAUCUGUGGGGCCCGAGUGGGAUGUUCCAACAUUGCCUACCCCAAGCUGGUCAUGACUCUCAUGCCUGUUGGUCUGCGGGGCCUGAUGAUUGCCGUGAUCAUGGCCGCCCUCAUGAGCUCACUCACCUCCAUCUUCAACAGCAGCAGCACCCUGUUCGCCAUUGACGUGUGGCAGCGCUUCCGCAGGAAGGCAACAGAACAGGAGCUGAUGGUGGUGGGCAGAGUGUUUGUGGUGUUCCUGGUUGUCAUCAGCAUCCUCUGGAUCCCCAUCAUCCAAAGCUCCAACAGUGGGCAGCUCUUCGACUACAUCCAGGCUGUCACCAGUUACCUGGCCCCUCCCAUCACCGCUCUCUUCCUGCUGGCCAUCUUCUGCAAGAGAGUCACAGAGCCCGGAGCUUUCUGGGGCCUCAUGUCUGGCCUGGGAGUGGGGCUUCUGCGCAUGAUCCUGGAGUUCUCAUAUCCAGCGCCAGCCUGCGGGGAGGUAGACCGGAGGCCAGCAGUGCUGAAGGACUUCCACUACCUGUACUUUGCACUCCUCCUCUGCGGGCUCACUGCCAUCGUCAUCAUCAUGGUCAGCCUCUGUACCACUCCCAUCCCCGAGGAACAGCUCACACGCCUGACAUGGUGGACUCGGAACUGCCCCCUCUCUGAUCUAGAGAAGGAGGCCCACGAGGGCACACUGGAGAUAUCCGAGAUACCAGCCGGGCAGUGCCCCGCAGGAGGUGGAGCAGCGGAGAACUCGAGCCUGGGCCAGGAGCAGCCUGAAGCCCCAAGCAGGUCCUGGGGAAAGUUGCUCUGGAGCUGCUUCUGUGGGCUCUCUGGAGCACCGGAGCAGGCCCUGAGCCCAGCAGAGAAGGCUGCGCUAGAACAGAAGCUGACGAGCAUUGAGGAGGAGCCACUCUGGAGACAUGUCUGCAACAUCAAUGCUGUCCUCUUGCUGGCCAUCAACAUCUUCCUCUGGGGCUAUUUUGCAUGAUUCCCCAGACCUGGCUUCAGUGUAAACAGACUAACAAAGCUCAAGUCUGUCAGCCACAGAAACAGGCUCUCCUCUUACUUUGCUGUCUAAACUGGAGACCACAGAAGUCAAGACUGCAAGAUCCCCUGAGGAGAAUCCAACUCAACCUGCACACUUGACGAGUGGAGAAACAGAAGCCCAGAGAGAGCACUGGGUUUGUUCAGGGCCACCCAGCAGGAGUCACACGGGGUUUCCCCACUCUUUCUGAUACAUUGCCUUACAGACCUACCUCAAACACACUGUUUCCAUCCUCUUGUUGAAUGUAUUCAGUAGCUUUACUGAAUGUGUGUCUUGAGGUUAGAAAAGUGGAGGAUACAAGAAAAGGAGCAGCAAGAAAUUUGCAAAAAUCCAAGAGCACUUUUGCUCCCCGUUAUCCUCCUUCCUCUUCCCCUUUCUGGCUCCCCUACCUCUCUAUCUUUCUAUUCUUACCAAUAAUCUGUUUGUAGCAUGAAUUUACCCAGGAGGGUCCUAUAUUUCCAUUGGUGGCUCCACAGUGGUGGCUGUCAGACCCGAAGGAGUGGGGAGCCAAGGGUGGACUUUAAGCAUGGUGACAGAUGGUGUUUUGGGCAGAAAGCUCUUGGACAAGGGACUAUCCAAAGCACUAUUUAAAUUCUGCCUCUUCCUACUCUCUAGCCCAAAUAUGCACAAAAUCUCUAUGGCCUUGAAAAACAGAGAGACAUGACUUGUGAAAACCACGAGGAAUCAAGACAUGUUACUCUGUAUUUAAGGAUAAGCCCCACAGUGGGCAGCACAAACAGCCUGGGAGCCACUGUGCCUGUGCCUCUCUGUCCUUCUCCCUUUGCUUGCCGUGUAUCUGCAUACCUUGGAAUACACUGUGACCCCAGUUAAGUGUCCCUUCGCCAGGAAGCUGCCGCAAUGUCCAAACCUGGGUCAAGGUCCCACGCCUGCUCCCAUAGCCCUGGACCUGCUUCUGUCACAGCACUGAUCACACCGAGAUGGAAGACUCCAGGGGGCAAGGACCAAGGGCCAUGUCCCAAGUGACUUUGUACCCAGAAAAUAACAGCUGUUCAAUAAGUGUGUAUUGAGUUAAUUAGUUCUCCAUGGUCCUGGUAGGCUUUGUGCUGCGGCUGGCUGGGUAGUAACUUGGGGUGUUAGCUGUUAGGGAUGAGUCUCCUUGACUUGGAGUUUAAGUAACUGAGUCUCAGACACCUAGAGUGAGAUCACAGCCCCAGUUUACUGACAGACACCAGGUGUGGGCGCGCCUUUCUUCUCCUAUCUCCCAGUUGAGGCUGCCCCUACUCUCAUCCAUUUAUACUGACUAGUAAUUACAACUGGAUAAAAAUAAAAUUCUAUUUCUUUGAGGUGUAGACACAGCAGAUUCCAUAAAUACCUCCUGUUGCUGCAGCCUCCAAAUUUUUGUUUCCAUUGACCUUGUGACCUUGCUUCUCACUUUAGUUGGCUCUGCCCUCUCUGUUGUUUCCCGUUAAUCCUUACUGAGAACUCAGUUUUCCUCUGAUUGCUCCCAAAACCUUUCACACUAGUAUUUGUGUGUGACAUAUUAUAUUGAAGGUUUGGGGAGAAGAAUUCUAAACCACAGAAGCACAAUCUAAAAUUGGAUACUGAAUAUCUUACUUUUAGAUGUUCCUCAGGAGCCUGCUCCCAGAAUUUCUCAGAGGUCUCUUCCUUAGUCUCCAACUUCCUGCCUUCUGCCUGGCUCUUUGUCCCCUCCCCCUUUGUAGAUUUGAGAGAUGUUUCUCCAUUCCUCCAAUCUUGGCCCUCCUCCUCCUCCUUUAUUGUCCUGAGCCUCUACUGAACUCCGGACGUAUCUCAUCUGACCCAAAGACAAGACAUGCUGUUGAAUACAGCAGGACUGCAGAAGGGUGGCCACUCCUCUUCCCUACCAUUUUGCCUGAUUAAUUCCUACUUGUUCUUCACAUCUCAGCUCAAAAGUCACAUCCUAAGUAAAGCCACACAGUCCUGGUAAUGAUCUAAGCACAGACACCUACAUCCCAAACAUGAACCCCUAACACCCAAGAUACAGUCUCAUGAUCCCCCAACUUUGCCUUCAAAGCAUAUGUCAGUGUAUACUACUAUAUUUGUGUGAUUCUUUCAUUAAUAGGCAUCUUUCCCUAGAUUGUGAGUUCCCUACUGAAUCCCCUUCACCUAGAUAGGUACCUGGCAUAUGGUGGGUACAAAAUUCUGUGUUAUAUGAAUAAGUGAAAGAAUAAAUGAAUGAAAUGAGUGAGUGAAAGGGUGCCCCUAGCAGAGGAAACCAAAGAUUAAAAACAAAAAGCUGGGAAAAAUCAUACAUAACUAGGGACAAAAAUAGUUUGAAAUGUCGGGAGUGGAAGAUACACGCGGACAGGACCGCUGCUAGUCCUUAUGCUUCAUUGUGAAACUGAGCAAAAGAUGCCUUUUUUCUUGGCAGAUACAGAUCCUCACUAUAGGGUGACAGGUGGCAGCCAGAGCCCAUGCUCACUUCAGCUCCCACAUGCCCCUAUUGGCCAGGUGUAUUUGUGCAGGGUACCACCUGCACAUGCAUGAGUGGUAGGCCUGCAUGUUGGAGAAUGUGUGGUGCAGUGACUGGGAGGUAAGCAGGUGAUAGCUCAGGAAGGAGGUUCCAUGCUAAACUUGGGACUUCAUCUCUUGUCUGGAUCAUUUCUACAGCCCCUUGAUUCUUAUCUCUCUUCCCAGUCUCUCUUCUUGCAAUUCAUCCUAUGCACUAUAGCAAGAAUGAUUUUUCUAAAAUGCAAAUAUUGUUCUAUCUAUUUAAGACUCUCCACAGAUGGUGUUUUCCAGCUUGGCGUGAGAUGCUAUGAAAAUUGCUAGAAAUAUAUCCCAGGGUUUUGUCCCUUCUAUACUACAGCCAAAGAGAGGCUGUUAUGUGCAGUGGUUAAGAAGACUGCAGGGGCUUGAAAGACUGACCCUCUGGAACCAAAUCCUCAUUCUGUCAUUUUCUAAUGACAAGAUAUUGGAAAAGUUGCUUAACUUCUCUAUCUUUUCUCAUCCACAAAAUAGAGACAGUAAUAGCAGCUACUUCACUGGGUUGAUGAGAAGAUUAAAUUAGUUAAUUCAAAUAAAGUAUUUAAAAUAGUGCCUGGCAUAUAACUAAAGUACUUAAUAAAUGUUAGCUAUUAUUGAGACAGCCAGGUGGGACGGGCUCCCUGGCAAAACUCCAACCGGCCUAUGCACUGAGAGGAGUGCACACUGGGAUGGAGCCACAGACAUUCGUGCCAUUUGCAGCAGGGAGGAGCCUGGCCUCUCCUCUUCUUGGGUGGAACCUGGAAUUCAAUCUGUGAGGUGGGAUUCCUACACUAGCAGGAACUCUGGCCUUGCAGAGAGUCCCUGUUACCUCUUUUUUCCUUUUUGCCCAAUAAAUCCUGUUAUUCUCACCCUUCAAA